Maudiozyma saulgeensis is the source of this 1752-nucleotide messenger RNA. The record is from the annotation of a GenBank genome assembly. NCBI's taxonomy places the organism in Eukaryota, Fungi, Ascomycota, Saccharomycetes, Saccharomycetales, Saccharomycetaceae.
AUGAUACCGAAAGAGAAUUACGAAAAGGACUCACAUGUUGAGUAUACAAACGAAAAACAAACAAUCUUUUACGAUUUAGAGAGUCAUAGGGAAAUAACCCCUGCAACUAUACCAGACUCACUUGCACAAGAACAAGAACAAAAACAGGAACAAUCAAAAAAUAAAUUCCAUUCAGGAAUAUUUGGUAAACUUGCAUAUUUAUCUAAACGACUUGAUAACCUUGGUGUGGAGAGUACAGGUAUUGAUAGAAUUCCUCCAUAUGAACGUGGUUCAUCAAAAUUAUUUUUACAUGUGGCCGGUUUAUGGUUAAGUGCCACUGGUGGGUUAUCAUCAAUGUCAUCAUUUUUAUUAGGCCCAUUAUUAUUUGAAUUGACAUUUAAUCAAUCAAUGGUAUCAGGUCUUAUUGGUAUGGCCAUUGGAUGUGUCGUUGCGGCAUAUUGUUCCACAAUGGGUCCUCAAUCUGGUUGUAGACAAAUGGUUACUGCCCGUUAUUUGUUUGGUUGGUGGUUUGUUAAACUUGUUGCUUUAGCGGCUAUUAUUGGUGUCCUUGGUUGGUCUGUUGUAAAUUCUGUCGUUGGUGGUGAAAUGUUAGCAGCAAUAUCUAAUGAUAAAGUCCCAGUAUGGGUUGGUAUCCUUAUAGUUACAUUUUGUUCAUUCUUUGUUGCUGUAUUUGGUAUACAACAAGUAUUAAAAGUUGAAACAUAUUUUGCUGUACCUGUAUUAACUACAUUUCUUUUGUUAUACAUUUCAUCAAGUGAUAAAUAUGAUUUGAUUCAUGCCAUAGAUAAUUCAACACUAUCAAAGGAUACACUUAAAGGUAAUUGGUUGAGUUUUUUCUCAUUAUGUUAUAGUAUUACUUCUACAUGGGGGUCUAUUACCGCAGAUUAUUAUAUUUUAUUUCCAGAAGAUACCUCUCAAUAUAAAGUCUUUCUUUUAACAUUAUUUGGUACUUUAAUACCAACUUUAUUUGUUGGUAUUCUUGGUCUAUUAUUAUCUGCUGUAGCUGUGACAUACCAACCAUGGAAUGAUGAAUAUAAUACACAUGGUAUGGGUGGUCUUUUAUGGUCCGGAUUUUCAAGAUGGAACGGAUUUGGUAAGUUUUGUGUGGUGAUUUUGAUUUUAAGUUUAAUUUCAAAUAAUAUUAUCAAUACUUAUUCUGCUGCAUUUUCAAUUCAAUUAUCAAGUGUCUUUUGUAGUAAAAUUCCACGUUGGUUUUGGUCUAUUGUUUGUACUAUAAUUUAUUUGGUCUGUGCCUUGGUUGGACGUAAUCAUUUUAGUACCAUUCUGGGAAAUUUCUUACCAAUGAUUGGUUAUUGGAUUAGUAUGUAUUUCAUUUUAUUAUUUGAAGAGAAUCUAAUCUUUAGGAAAUUCUUCUUACAUAUGUAUACAAAGGAAUUUCCAAUCAACCAACAGGAGGACGAACAAAAUGAACAAGAAGAAACUAAUAUUAAUUCAAGAAGAGCUACAAACUUACAUUUAUUAAAACGUAAACACAUUGCAGCUCAUCAUAGAUACAAUUGGGAUCAAUGGCAAAACUAUGAUGCCUUAACACAUGGUUACGCUGCUACAUUUGCCUUCUUAUGCGGUGUAGCAGGUGUCGUGGUGGGUAUGGCUCAAGCUUACUGGAUUGGACCUAUUGCAAGAAAAUUCGGUGAAGCAGGUGGUGAUAUUGCUAUGUGGUUAUCGAUGGGAUUUUCAGGUAUAGUAUAUCCAUGGGUCCGUUACUUAGAACUGAAAAGAUUUGGUCGUUGA